Molecule: messenger RNA, 201 nt
Organism: Blumeria graminis f. sp. triticale
Lineage: Eukaryota; Fungi; Ascomycota; Leotiomycetes; Helotiales; Erysiphaceae
Source: the annotation of a GenBank genome assembly
AUGGCAGCUUCCGGUGCUCUUUACAACCUCCUAUUUCGAAAGAACUAUGUCUUUCUUGGAGUUGUGUUUGCUUCUGCGUUCGCAUUUGAGAUAGGCUUUGACAAAUCAAUUGAUAGAAUUUGGGAUAGGACUAACGCCGGUCGUCAAUGGAAGGAUAUCCGAUCAAGAUAUGUUCAGAGCGCGGAGGAGGAUGAUGAGUGA